UCUUCUGUCCCUUUAGCUUCUCUGUUCUUCUGCGCGGGAAUUGCCUUCUGAGGCGCGGCGAGCCAAGGAAAAACAAAUCAUGUACAAGCACGCCAUACUCGCCCUUCUCGUAUGCAGCGCCUACCUGGUCCUUGAAACCAGUGGCCAGGCGUUCCUGGCUGCGCCCGUGGAUCCGCCCCAGCCGUACUCCUUCGGCUACGUCUCCAACGACAUCGAGGGUAGCCACGGUCACGAGGAGACCGGCGACGGUACUGGCCGCGUGUCCGGCCGUUACUCCCUGAGCCUCGCCGACGGCCGUACCCGUGUGGUCACCUACGUCGCCGACGAGUUCGGCUACAGGGCCGACGUCGUGACCAACGAGCCCGGCACCGAGUCCAGGCCAGCCGCCGACACCACGUUCACGUCGAGCGCUCUUCCCGGACCCGACGCCGCCGCCGCCUACGAGUCCACGAGGCUAGGCGGUGUCGUCCUCGGCAGCCGUGCUUAAGCAAUGACAGCUGAAGGAGACGUGCUCUCGAAGUCAAAAACAAAAGCACACAACACCUUACAAACAAGAGCCCGUUCUGAUGAGACAGGUAGCCAAGUUCGGGGUGAUUCGUUUAACUUGAGGCUAUUUCGGUUGUGACGAACUGUGACUAACCGCUUCUACAGGAAGGCAGUCCAGUGAGUAACAAUGAUUUAGUCUAUGCUAAGUCACUGUGGUCAGUCUUAACAGACCCAUCAGAGUGGAUCUGUUAGAAUGCGGUAACCUUACGGAGGAGUAUUUCAAGCGCAAUGCCCGCGAACUUGGCUUCACCGCGAAGCUUCCUUGCCUCUCGACACGUCUCUGUACACUGUUUCCGUUUCCGGGUCACAACCGCUUCGAUGCCUGUGAGGACUGAAUCGUGUUCGCAUGUAAGGUAAAUACUCACACCUCGCUCGCCUCGCAGUCGUUCAGUCUUCUUUCCACUUUUCGUGUUCAUCUUUUCUUGUCCUUGUCGUUAGUCUAACCCGCAUUGCUUGCUGUCUUACUUCAAUGCUACAACUGUCCGCGUCUCGUGUUCCACGUUAUCCACUUGCCUUCAUUAAGCCGCGUAAACGCCAACGUUAGCCUACUGUUUUGUGCUCGUAAUGCAAGUACGUAGAAAAAGUGUCCUUGCUUUGCUGUUUCGCUUCGUUUUUAUUUAUUGCGACAAAGACUUGCCUUUGUCCCAUAAUAUUCGCCACUUGUCCAGCCAUGUGCCUCAUUCUUGAGGACCUUCUCCCGCGUCCCUUUCUUUUUUUCGAAGCUAUUAGCUCUCUGUUUCCAUUUAACCUGCUUUGUCCUUUGUCCUGAAAUGGAAGCGACGCGUCCUGUGUCUCAAUUGGCUUGCGAUACAAUGACGUCAGAGAAACAAACAGUACAUCUACACAAACAGUACAUUUCAAGUAAUCAUACCAGGGCCGGCACAGAAUAACUUUUCGAUGUUUUCGAGGUGCGCAUCGCUACGUCUAGCCUUAAAUCUAGCUUACUCAGUUCACUUACACAACGACACACAAGCUGCUCAGGAAGGAAAAUGUUGCUUUUUCUUUUUUUGUUGUUAACAGCCAUGCCUUGUUCUAAUAACCCAACGACCAACAAACAACAAAUACACCCGGUAUUUUCUAUUCAGGUUACAUAACAGGUCACAAGUUGUGGUAACACGCAAUUUCAGACGAAUAUAAACGAAUAUAACACUGUUCUUUACACUUAGCAUCGCUUAGCUUCCAUAUCGGUGUCAUCGCGGUGAGCCGAUUGUUUACUCGGAGAAGCUCCUCCCAAGUCAAUCUCUUAUUCGUGGCCAAGUGUUCGCGUCAGCCGGGCUCGUGUUGCAAUCUACGUGAAAUGGUUUCCUCUGUCGUGCUUCGCAUCUUGAAAACUUCUCUGACGGAUUACGUGGAGGACAUUUCGCCGACCUGGACUGAUUUCUCGCCACGCGAUCUGCCCUCCACACGCUGCCUUGCCCAUUUCAGCGUUUUAGUUGCGAGUUUUUUUUGGAUUUUUUAAAACGAGUUCCAUUGUUUGUUGUUUCGGAACAAUGUUAUGUUCUACGGCUAGUCGAAACGAGUCUCUGUCAAGUACUUCUAGUGAAGCAAAAUAUCGACUGCAUUACGCAAUGGUUACUCCAGAGAGCAUGUACUGUGAGUGAGCCAGGUGGCAGUAACGACGAGCUCUCUGACCGUGGUUUUAGAUGUUGGUUGUCGAUUAUUUCAAUAAAACGCAUUCGGAUAUUGUGUUCAUCAUAGAACGCUGCCUGUUGUGCGUUGUAGCCACCUGCGGGGACGGGGUAGGAUCUCGAAUUUAGUAGUAGUAUUAGUGUCGGUGCCAAGCCAACAGACUAUAAGUGACUUCAGUGUGCGAACGAAAGGCAACAAUAAUGAAUUGGCGCUUCCCAGUUUUACUCACGUGACAUACUUUUGCCUGUAACAACGGCGGAAUUUCGAAAAUCGAAAAUAAACUACCUUACUCUCUCCCA
Molecule: messenger RNA, 2474 nt
Organism: Rhipicephalus microplus (southern cattle tick)
Lineage: Eukaryota; Metazoa; Arthropoda; Arachnida; Ixodida; Ixodidae
Product: cuticle protein 10.9
Cellular component (GO): chitin-based extracellular matrix
Molecular function (GO): structural constituent of chitin-based larval cuticle
Source: RefSeq, a predicted model, not a curated record